AUGUUCAAAAUUGUUUAUUUCAUAGCUGGUCUGUUAGUUAGAAAAUUAAUUCCCAACACAUCUACUGGAAAAAUUAAAAAUUUUGAACCUGUUAAAUCAGAAAUUAUUAUUAAUAAGAAUGUAAAUAAAUACUCUCAGGAUGAUAAUAGUCAUAAUCAAUAUUUUCAUAAUGAUAUACAUCAUUGUCAUAUUCGUUCCAAAAGUGCUUCUUCAUAUGAAAAUAAGAAUGAUACAGAGUAUCCACUAUCUGCUUUAAAUAAGUUUGAUAAUGAUUUGAAAAAUAUUAAUAAUCUUGAUUUGGAAAAUAAAUAUGAUAAAAGUGUGCAGAAAAUACUUUAUGACAAAAGCUAUCAUACAUUACGUAAUAUAAGUAUAGAAGAUAAUGCUAGAUGUAACUUAUCAAACAAAAUUCUCUUAGAAAAUUAUAAUGAAAAAAAAAAGAAUAAGAACUAUCAGCUUUUUGAAUCUGUAGAUAUAAAAAAUGAACUUUCAAAUACUGCUCAUUCAAAAAUUAAUGCAAAUAUGAAAGAUGAGAAUUUGUUAGAAACAAUAAAUACUGAAAGUAUGAAUAAUUUUAAUGAAAAAAACAUAGAGAGACAUGUAAAGUCUCAAGAAAAUAUAAAAUUCCCAGAAACAUUUAACACUUUGUCUACUGAUUUUUGUGAAGAUAGUACUAUUUAUAAAAGUCUUCAAACUGUAAAAAAUUCUAUGAUUAGUCCAAAUAUAUUACCAAGUUACAUAGAUAAUGUUAGUAAUAGAGCCAUAUGUAAUGAUGACACAUGCUUUGACAAUGAGGAAGAAGAUAUUUUAAAUUUUUCUUGUAUUAAUGAGUUUCAUGAAAGUGAUAUAAUUUCAUCUACAAAGCAGAAUAAUUUAGAAGAUGUAUAA
Messenger RNA from Habropoda laboriosa, 888 nucleotides. RefSeq names its product protein PFF0380w-like. The coding region runs from base 1 to 888 and encodes 295 amino acids. The record is from RefSeq and is a predicted model, not a curated record. Lineage: Eukaryota; Metazoa; Arthropoda; Insecta; Hymenoptera; Apidae. The transcript has 3 exons.